Messenger RNA from Xenopus laevis (African clawed frog), 4254 nucleotides. RefSeq names its product transmembrane protein 63B S homeolog (gene tmem63b.S). Lineage: Eukaryota; Metazoa; Chordata; Amphibia; Anura; Pipidae. Gene Ontology annotation, cellular component: endomembrane system; membrane; plasma membrane. Gene Ontology annotation, molecular function: calcium-activated cation channel activity; nucleic acid binding. The coding region runs from base 223 to 2739 and encodes 838 amino acids. The transcript is spliced from 24 exons. Gene Ontology annotation, biological process: monoatomic cation transmembrane transport. The record is from RefSeq and is a predicted model, not a curated record.
CCCGCAGUGGAAGCAUUUGUGGGCGGGGUACUGCUGGUGACGUCAGUAUUGGUACCGCCCACCUGCAGUGAGUCGGUGCCCGGGCUGGGGGAGCAGCACUGAGAGGCGCAGCCCUAGAGGCCCCUGCGGAGCGGAUCUAGUGUCGGCCUGGUGAGUGACCAACAGCCUUCUCUGGGGCCCUCUCUGUAUCAGCACUAUUGUCAGUCAAAAAAUGAAAUAAUCAUGACCCCAUUUGUCCUUGGCACCCUGGCAUCUAUGGGCACCACAGCAGCAGGCUCCUGUACAGGCUCAUCCUGCAACAAUGCCACCACUAGGGAUUAUUGCUACAGUGCUCGCAUCCGCAGCACCGUACUGCAGGGCCUGCCCUUCGGGGGGGUGCCAACUGUACUUGCACUGGACUUUAUGUGUUUCCUGGCACUACUCUUUGUUUUCUCCAUCCUGAGGAAAGUGGCGUGGGAUUAUGGGAGGCUGGCACUGGUUACAGACGCAGACAGACAGCGGCGUCAGAGAGUCCCUCAAGAGGAGCAGGAAUAUGUGGCCUCUGCAAUGCAUUCAGAUAGCCAUGACCGAUACGAGCGCCUCACCUCCGUCUCCAGUUCUGUGGACUUUGAACAGCGGGACAAUGGGUUUUGCUCCUGGCUCACCGCCAUCUUCAGAAUCAAGGAUGACGAGAUCCGGGACAAGUGUGGUGCCGACGCGGUUCAUUACUUGUCCUUCCAGCGCCACAUUAUUGGGCUCCUGGUGGUAGUUGGGGUCCUUUCUGUGGGCAUUGUGCUGCCCGUCAACUUCUCUGGAGACUUACUGGAAAACAAUGCCUACAGCUUUGGGAGGACCACCAUCGCAAACCUGGACUCCAGGAAUAAUCUGCUGUGGUUACACACAACAUUCGCUUUCCUGUACCUUCUCCUCACGGUGUUCAGCAUGAGGCGGCACACGUCUAAGAUGCGCUACAAAGAGGAUGAUCUUGUGAAACGAACCUUAUUUAUAAACGGCAUAUCCAAGUACGCUGAGUCUGAUAAAAUCAAGAAGCACUUUGAUGAGGUCUAUAACAACUGCACCGUUCUGGAGGCCCGACUCUGCUAUAAUGUGGCCAGACUCAUGUUCCUGGAUGCAGAAAGGAAGAAAGCAGAGAGGGGACGAUUAUACUUCAAAAAUCUGAAGGAGAAAGAGAAUCUGACUUCCAUGAUCAACCCCAAACCCUGCGGACACUUGUGCUGCUGCGUCAUCAAGGGCUGUGAGAAGGUGGAGGCCAUAGAGUAUUACACGCGGCUAGAGCAGCGCUUGAAGGACGAUUACAAGAAGGAGAAGAUGAAAGUGAAUGAGAAACCACUGGGCAUGGCGUUUGUCACCUUCCAUAACGAGGCAGUUACCGCCAUGAUCCUUAAAGACUUUAAUGCAUGCAAGUGCCACGGCUGCAACUGCCGAGGGGAACCCAAGUACUCAUCUUACAGUGAGUCCUUACAUGUGCGAGAUUGGGCUGUGAGCUAUGCACCAGAUCCACAGAACAUCUACUGGGAACACCUCUCUAUCCGUGGCUUUGCCUGGUGGAUUCGUUGUUUGGUUAUCAAUGUCAUCCUAUUUCUCCUGCUAUUCUUCCUCACCACUCCAGCCAUCAUCAUCACUACUAUGGACAAGUUCAAUGUUACUAAACCAGUGGAGUACCUCAAUAAUCCCAUCGUCACCCAGUUCUUUCCCACCCUGUUACUCUGGGCCUUCUCUUCACUGCUCCCCACCAUCGUCUAUUACUCUGCAUUUUUUGAAGCUCAUUGGACCAGGUCAGGAGAGAACAGGACGACCAUGCACAAGUGCUAUACCUUCCUCAUCUUCAUGGUCCUACUGCUGCCUUCCCUGGGGCUGAGCAGCUUGGACCUGUUUUUUCGCUGGCUGUUUGACAAGAAGUUCUUACUGGAGGCAGCAAUUAGAUUUGAGUGUGUGUUCCUUCCAGAUAAUGGAGCCUUCUUUGUUAACUAUGUCAUUGCCUCCGCAUUCAUUGGAAAUGCCAUGGAUCUGCUGCGAAUUCCGGGUCUGCUCAUGUACAUGAUCCGCUUGUGUUUGGCAAGAUCUGCUGCUGAGCGCAAGAAUGUGAAGAGGCACCAGGCCUACGAGUUUCAAUUUGGCGCUGCCUAUGCCUGGAUGAUGUGCAUCUUCACUGUAGUAAUGACCUACAGCAUCACUUGCCCCAUUAUUGUUCCCUUUGGGCUCAUGUACAUGCUGUUGAAGCAUCUAGUUGACCGAUACAACCUUUAUUAUGCUUACCUGCCUGCCAAGCUGGACAAGAAAAUACACUCGGCGGCUGUGAGCCAGGUGGUGGCAGCGCCCAUCCUUUGCCUGUCCUGGCUGCUCUUUUUCUCAACUGUGAGAACUGGGUUCACGGCUCCAACAUCCAUGUUCACGUUUGUGGUUCUGAUUAUCACCAUUGCGAUAUGCCUGUGCCACGUCUGCUUCGGACACUUCAAAUACCUGAGUGCUCACAACUACAGGAUUGAUGGCACUGAGGUGACUGCUGUGGAUGGCACUCAGAAUGGCCGGCCAGCAUCCAGUGCUUCAUCUCAGAAGUCUACAAAGUACAUUGCCCAGGUCCUGCAAGACUCGUCAGCUGACAGCGAGCCGGCCGCAGACAGUGAGGAUACAGAGGAGCCGGGGUCACAGGACGAGGAGAUGAUAAACGCUGACAAUACUCAGGAUGCCGAGUUCCAGUCCUGUGAGGAUAGUCUCAUUGAGAACGAGAUCCACCAGUGACCCAAAGCAGAGGUGGAGGGGGUUAGAACAAGACUGGCAUUUCACAUACUACAAACAUGCUGACGCCAUUGCCAUGAACUUGAGGGCGCUGCCUGCUGGAUUUCCGGGAGUGCUCUGUGGCAAUAACGCAUCUGUUCCACAGCCUGUGCGCGGACGACUGGAUCUCACACAGCUGCUGCUCUUUGUACAGUGUACAGACUGGGAGUGUCCCCCCUGCUGCCUGCAAGUCUCCAUGUUGUGUGUUAGGAGACUCCCUACCCCCCCACUGCCCACUCUCUACCUGUAACUGCUGUUUCAGAUCCUUUUAUCUGAAGGCAGAAUCAGCUUAGUGUGAACAAAUUUACAUUGUACAUGUGCAAGAGCAAGGCUGGCACUACACAUCUACCAAUGUGAAAUGGGCAUUUGGCACUGCAGUGUGUGUUUGUGUAGCCAAAAUGCAAUACAAAAGGAUACUACUCUAAUGUGUGCAAGUAUGGUGCGAUUGGUAUAUGAGAUGGAGAACACUAAUCAUGCGUGAGUGGAACGCUGGCAGUGCACCGUGUGUGUGUGUGUGUGUGUUGAACAGUUCAUAUAUGACUGUGGAGUCGCUGUACCUUUGUGCAAGGCUGGGUAAUGUGGCAUCUGCUAAUUUGCCAGUUUAUGCCACCACUACACUUCAGGAGGGUGGGGGUGCUGCAUUAGAUAUGGUUUGAGAGGGAUUGGUACCAACCCUACUUUAAUCUGAAGAUCUGAAACAAUAGGAUCUGUUAUAUAAUGGGUGGCGUUGAGACUGGAAUAAAACUGUGUGUCGGAUGCUAGGAUUUUGGUUGGGAGGGGAUUAGUGCUGCCUGUGUGUGUGUGUCAGGGUAAGUGAUGUGAAGGAGACUGGCACUGCCAGUGUGGGUGUUGAGAGUAGGGCAUGUCAGACAGGGAAGCUGGCAUUGCUGGCGGCGGUAUAUGUGUGAGUCGGGGGCACUUCCAGUGUGGGUGUGUGUCUGGGAGUCCAGGGGAAAGUGUGUGUCUGGCACUGCCGGUGUGGGUAGUGAGGAAGGCUGGCACUGCUAGUGUGGCGAGAUAUAGUAUAUGUGUGUGUUUGGGGAGUAAGGCACACGAGGAAGGCUGGCACUACCUUGGUUCAUUAGUGAUGUUCUUUAUAAAUAAGCUGUUUGUGUGUUACUUGUGGUUCUCACAGCAUUGUGUUUCCUUGUCCGCUCUUUGUCCUGCUUUGGAACAUGCCAAUUAUGGACUGCGCUGGCCUUUACCCAGGAACAGGGCAAACACUAGGACUGCUUGUAAAACAGAAAAUCCCUGCUUCCUAACGCUCUGUUCCCGCCACCCUGAGACAUUCCAGCUCUGAAAUGUCGAUGGGAUUUUAGUUUAGGCCUCUUAUUGGCACCCUGAGAUAACCCCAAGCAUUGUCAUCACCCUCUGAGCAUUAAAUGGCAGCUCCAUCACUGCCAUUCCUGUAGAAUAUUUGCAGAAAUGUGUCACCAAUUGCUGAUGCGGACCGUACAUAAAGAGGAACCUUACUAAGAA